AAUCUCUACUAUACUCUAGUCUCUAUUCAGUGUCAGUGCGAAUUUGUAUAGCCGAGAGUGAAUAGUGUGCAGUGUACAGCCAAAUUCUACUGGAAUUUCAUUCUAUCGUCGGUACGAGUUCAUCUAGUCAAGUGUUAUUUAGUCAAUUUAAGCAGAAGUUAUUUUGAAAAGAGUAAAAAGUGUUCAAAAGCCGAAUUUGACAGAAAUUUAUCUAGAAAAUAUGAGUAAUAUGAUGUUUUAUAUCCAAUUUUAUAAGUAAUAUCCAGACAAGUGUGAAUAACUUACGGUACUGUAACAGCCAAUACUCGUAGAAGUGUUUAUAGACAAAGUUAAGUAAAACUUUUUCAAACAAUAGUGAAUACAGUAGGCCUACAGUGUUCCAUGUUUGGUAGACACACUCAACUAAACUUACAUAAACAAGAGUGAGUUAUAUUAUUCAGUGAUCUGUAGCCAAAUUAUAAAGACAAAAGUGAAUACAAUUCAGCGUUUUUAUUUUAUUGUUUAUGAAACACCAAAUUCAACAAAUUAUCUAGACAAAUGUGAGCACUAUAUUCAAAAUUUUCAGCAAAAUUCAAAAUUUAAUAGUUCAGCCAAGAAAUAACGUUGUUCAGUAUUUAUAUUUUAUACCACAAAUCAACUACAAUUCUCUCCUAGAAAUUUUAUCUUGUUUUAUCUAAGAGUAAAAAAGUGAGUACUGUUCAAAUUGGCGUUUAUAGCAAAAUUUUUCUAGAAACUAUCAACAAAAGAGUAACUAUCUAGUGUUUUACAUUCGAAUCUAGCUAAAAAUCAGCAAGCCGAAAGUGAACACCGUUGAGUAUGAAAAUGCUUCGUUUUUCGACGCGUUUGUGCGAUGUGGUGAAAUCAAGCUUUGCCAGCCGCAGCAUAUGGACAGUGAGCACGUGUGAGCACAACCUGUGCCUGAGCCACGACCAAGAUGAGCCACAGUACCUCAAAUACCCGUUCGUGUGGCUACGUGACAACUGUCAGUGCCCCAAGUGCUUCCAUGCGCCCUCCAACUCCCGCAUCAUACAUGUGCAGCAGUUCAACUUUGAUGCUGUGCCCAAAAAGGCUCAGAUCUCAGAAAACCACGUACACAUAGAAUGGACAGACAAGCAUGUAAGCGAUUAUCCUUUGAAUUGGCUAAUAGAACGACAGCUAACCCAAGUCGGCCGAAAAACAUGGCAAGAAAAUUAUGGAAGGAAGAAACAGCUUUCGUGGACAGCAAAAGACUUCUCUAGGAUAUUGAAGACAUUCAAAUUCAAUAAGAUUUUAGAAAGAAAAUCAUUGUGGCAGGAUUUGCAUUUGAAAACCAGCGAAGCCAUCUGGGCAAAAGAUUCAUUCUAUUCCAAGUCAGGUUCUGUUUCUUACUUUCUUGUAACGUAUGAUUUUAUUAAUUUCAACCAAUGUAUUCUAGGUACCUUGAUUUCAACUAUAGCAACUAUAGUGAGACACAUUUGUGCAGCGUUAAAGGAGGGAGAAGUAGCUAAGCUUGCCGAUCGGGUGGCAUUCUUGAAAAAGACUCAAUAUGGAGAAGUAUUCAGGGUCGAAGCGAAACCAGAUACAACAAAUGUUGCUUACCUCAAUGGACCUCUGCAGCUGCACACUGAUCUCCCGUACUACGAAUACAAACCUGGGGUGAACCUAUUGCACUGCAUCGUAAAAGCGGAAGAAGGAGGUGAAAAUCAACUUGCCGACUGUUUAGCUGUGGCCAAAGCUAUCAAAUCGACGAAUCCGGGAACCUACUCGAUUCUCAAGGACACCCCUGUCAUAUGGUCAGACCUUUGCACCGAGGAAGGACGCAGUUAUCACAGCGUUCACAUUUCUCCUAUUAUCAAAGAAAACGAAGAUGGGAUCAUAGAGAGAAUAAACUUCAGCCAACCACAGAGAGACUCCUUCAUGAAUAUGCCUCUCGAAAAAGUGCAAUGCUGGUACAACGCUCUCAGAAUAUUCUCACAGAAAUUGUACAGCCCCGAAUACAGUGUCCAGUAUAUGCUCGAGCCAGGACAAAUUCUGACAUUUGACAACAUUCGACUGGUACAUGGAAGACUGACUUAUGAAGGCGAAAGACUCAUAGAAGGUGGAUACCUUGAUUGGGAUCACAUUUAUUCAAGACUACGAAUCCUACAGUCAAAAUACACGUGAUGCCAUUCAAAUGGAAUAGAAUUGAUUUACAAUGGAACUUUUUGGAACUGAACGUGGCAUUCCUAUAUCAUGAUGAAAUUUUCUACUAAUUACCAUACGUAUGUACAUUAUUGUAACUAAGCAUUGGCUAUUCCAUAAUCGGAAGUCUUUGAAAUAAAAGUUGUUUUUCUAGAA
Nilaparvata lugens (brown planthopper) is the source of this 2316-nucleotide messenger RNA. Its product is annotated as gamma-butyrobetaine dioxygenase-like. Lineage: Eukaryota; Metazoa; Arthropoda; Insecta; Hemiptera; Delphacidae. Gene Ontology annotation, biological process: carnitine biosynthetic process. The transcript is spliced from 8 exons. The coding region runs from base 817 to 2142 and encodes 441 amino acids. Gene Ontology annotation, cellular component: mitochondrion. The record is from RefSeq and is a predicted model, not a curated record. Gene Ontology annotation, molecular function: oxidoreductase activity.